CCACCGCGUGACGUGAGUCAGUCUCUGCGGGCAGGGCAAACGAACGCGGCGUUGCGCCAGUGUUCCUCCGGACGGCGAGCGGUUCGCAUGUUUCCACGUUAACACGCUUUCUCCAUUAGUGCAUUCGAGGCAGAACAGUGUCGACACAACCGAAUGGUUGCGAAAGUUUGCGCGAUGAUAUAUAAGUGAGAGCCAGCAUCGGACGUCAGGGUAACGCUCAUCGCACACGGUGAGCCAGUUUAUUCAACUAAAGACAUUCGAAACUCGCCAGCUGUGAGGGACGGGGGGCGCCAGACGCCGUCGGGUCGUACACGCGGGACCAGCCAUUCCUAACACAUACUAUACUUACUUUGAGAGAGAAACGGAAAGCAUUUUUUAAUGUGUCAAGUCAGUAUAGCAUAUUGCUGCUACGUCAGAUCGCAGAACGCCUCGAGCAAGAACUACAAGGUUAUGCAAAUGAGUUCUGAACGCUUCUAUACCAGGGGUAAUCUAAAGACCAUUCACAACUUUAAUAAACUUUAACGAUUACGUUCGUAGUACGGUGUUUAGUGCUUAUCUGUAUCGUUUUCCUGUCUUUAUAUUAUCGUUCGGUGUCGCGAUCGCUAAUUGCUAAUUACCUGGAGCCGAGUGAUAAGGAGUUUGAGUGAGUGGUCGCGGAGGCCGGAGCACCAGUGCAGCGAGUGCAGUACUACACGAGCGACAGCCACAGCCGACGCGGACGAUGGCGGCUACGCAGGAGGAGACUUUACUGUCGCGGUGCGAAGUCCCCAUCAUCGACCUUGCACAUAUUGUUGCAGGCACCGAUGGAUGUCCCAUGAAGUCUGUGGUGCGCCGCAUCGGGCAACAACUGUUCGCGGCGCUCAGCGGCAAAGGACUCGCCAUGCUUGUCAACCAUGGUAUCGCUGAUGAUAAGUUAAAGGCCGUGUAUGCGGACUUGGACAACCUAUGCGCGCUGCCUGAGGGUUGCAGGGCCCAGUACCUGCGCAACCCCGUCAGCAACCACGGUUAUGUCCGACCAGGGAUGGAGCAGUUCGAUACUACUAAGCAGGAGUUACGUCAUUCGUACAACAUAACAUCGCUGUCGGCUGCAGCGUUCCCCGCGCAGGAGGACGUGCCGCAGUUCCCGCAGCACGCAGUACCGCUCGCGCACGACCUCACCAACUUGUCGCGUGUGCUGCUGCAAGCGCUUGCGUAUGCAUUCGGGUUGCCGCCUGCGACACUACUGGGUUGCCAUGCGGGCAUGUUGCGUAGCGAGGGCGGUAACGCGUCCAGUAUGAGGCUGCUGUAUUACCCGCCCGUGCCGCCGGAGGACGACGCGCGCCACGAGCACCACGCCGCGUACACGCGUUGCGGCGCGCACGCGGACUGCUGCACCUUCACCCUGCUCGCACAGGAUUCUGAGGGCGGCCUUGAGGUAAAACUGCACGGUAGUGAGAAAUGGCAGGCCGUAGGUCACCUGCCCGGCGCGAUCCUGGUGCAGACGGGCGAGCUGCUCGCCUCCUGGACCACCAACCUGCUGCCGGCGCUGUUGCACCGCGUCGUCGUGCCCUCGGGGGCGUACGCGCGCGCCCGCGCCCGACACUGUGUCGCCUUCUUCUGCCACCCCGACGACAACGCCACCCUGCCCAAGUUCCCGCAGCUUCCCAUCCUAGCCCCUGCCCCUCCCCCGCCCGUCUUUACCCCGCACCUGACCCUGCACCACCGUCUGCUCAACGCCGCCCAUCACCUGCAGAAGCGCUUCAGGGAGACGUAUGCGUGACUAGCACGGGAGCACGGCACCAAGGAGUACCACCACACCGCCCUCUCCCGCCGACACACCACGCAUUGACUAUCGGCUAACGAUUGGCUGCUUUGAAACUGACAUUUUUUUUAAAGAACCAAUUUACACUACGAAUAAAAAACCUUUCUUGUAUUAAAGUUUUAAUUUUGAAUUAAAUAAAAAUCGCAACUAUUUUGGAACUCCAGUAAUUUUGUUACAUGUCAGGCAAUAUCCAUGACCAAUAUGUUUUUUAAUCAUAAAAUUCAAUGUCAGUUUUAAAGUUACUACAGAUGUAAACGGUAUUUGUGAAAAGACGUUAUAAAUGACAUCAAAUAUAAAAAUAAAACUAAGUGAUUUGGUAAAAAAAUGUGUAGGUACUUCGAUAAAAUGUCAAUUGAUCAAUUCAAUAGUUUCCGUUAGGUAUUCUAAGUAAACUGCGUCAAUUGUAUUAAAUAACUAUCUACUUAUAUAUUUUUAGUCCCAUUAUAUAGGUACAAUACAUUCAAACUAAAUCUUAAUAAAGGAAGAAAAAAAUUGGCCAUUAUCUUACAAAAAUAAAUUCGCAAUUCUUACAGACGUCAAUAAUGCAAAUAUCAAAUAAGUCGUAUUAAAAAGUACAGCUUUAAUAAAAAUAUUAUUAAAAACUAUAUUUGUCCGUUUCCAUAUAGAUAAAAGCUUAAAUAAUAAAAAAGUUUAACAGAUCAUCACCAAAUAUAAAGUUCAGAGAAUUUUUUUUUUUAACUAAAGGCAUUUUUACUUUUUGUAGUGAAAUUCUCAUAAGACUGCUUUACAAAAUAUUACAUGGCAAAUCGACAAUACUUUUAUAAAAGCUGUGUAUUUAAAAAAAAUAAAAAGAUGCUUCCAUAGAAUAAAAAGAGAUUUUAUAAAUAACGAUUUUAUAAUUAAUAAAUAUAGUAAUUAUAUUCAUACUGAGGUGGCUCUCUUGGUGUAUUCCGUAUUUAAAAUUCUUGCCUUUUAACAGAAUUAUUGAAAUACUAAAUAUCGGUACACCAUCCCAUUCCCACAUUCUACUUUUUAUGUCGCCGUCUCUUUCUUACAACUGGCAACAUAUUGGUCUCGUAAAAGGUGACCAAUUUGCCCAUUUGUUACUAACCUAUAACCAUGUUCAUGUUGGUACGAGAUUAAAAACUAUCAUUCCUAAUUGGCAUUUCACAAAAUGUUUUGUGAAAUUUAUAUUUUAGUGAAGGAUUUGCUUAGCGCAAUUUUUGUUAGAACUUAAUAUUUCUGUUGUUAUUUAAUUUUGACUAAUUAUGAAUAUACUCCCUGGCCACAUUAAAUAGCACAAACUGUAAUUUUUAACAUAAUUUUAAAAAGAAACUAAUUGACUUUUCUUUUGCUACAAUUUUGAUUUCUGGAUCAAACAUUUGGUAUAUUUGUGUUGCUAUCUUUAAUCUAAAAAGUUUCAUUUGAUGUGAUUAAAAUAAUACAAUAGCAUGGCAACACAUUUAGUCGUCGAGUUUUACUUAAUUUAAUGACAUUGUAUGUGAAUUAAUUAGUCCGCGGGUAGUGACUGUUGGUGGAAUUAAAUAGCAAUUAGCGACGUGAGUUUUUCUGCGAGUUAUUAUAUUCAACUUGUUACUUAAACAUACCUUAUUAUUAUUUUUUGCCUUGUGUUCUUGCUUCUGCAUUUUAUAUUUUUAGGUUAUAAUAUAAUCAAAUUAUUUUUUUUUAUUUAUUAUUAGGGUUUUGUCUUCACGACUACUUAUUACCUAUAUUAAGUAAAUCGUGUGAUAAUUUUGUAGCUCAAUUUAGUAUUCGUACUUAAGUAUACGACGAAUGUGUUCGAACAUCGAAAUUUUUUGUAAUCUGUACUUAAAAUGUUCUUUUUUGUUUGAUAUCACACCAAGUUUCUCCUGUUACGUUUACUCUAGUUAAAAUGUCCAAAGAUUUUUACAAGUCCCGAUGUUUUGUACUUAACUAUUUAGCAUAAAUACGAAAUAUUACCGACAAACUUUUAUGAGUGUUCACAAAAUAAAAGGUCCAUUUUGACAGCUGUCAAAAUCUUUAAAAAAACAUUAAGAAUUUAUCGCAAUAAAUCGAUUCAACAUGUAUGAAAUAACAUCGUUAUCACAACUGUUAAAAUGGAUCUUUUAUAUUUUGAUAGAAAUAGGAGAUUCUCACGUGUUCAUUGUGAAAUUUUACAAGUUCGUACAAAAUUGUGCACAAAAAUUUUCUGUAACUGUGUUCAAAAAAUACGUCCAUCGCAGAGUGAUCUAUACUAUCGCAAUGUAUUAUUAAUCGAGAACCGUACAAUACCUCUGUCAAAUAUAGAUAUUAUUACUUUUGGAAUAUUGAAAUUGCAAUUAAUGUAAGAAAUAAAUAAUUGUCUUCUACAA
Molecule: messenger RNA, 4116 nt
Organism: Papilio xuthus (Asian swallowtail)
Lineage: Eukaryota; Metazoa; Arthropoda; Insecta; Lepidoptera; Papilionidae
Gene: FNSI
Product: flavone synthase I
Exons: 6
Coding region: 722-1759 (345 amino acids)
Source: RefSeq, a predicted model, not a curated record